Molecule: messenger RNA, 828 nt
Organism: Fusarium vanettenii 77-13-4
Lineage: Eukaryota; Fungi; Ascomycota; Sordariomycetes; Hypocreales; Nectriaceae
Exons: 3
Coding region: 1-828 (275 amino acids)
Source: RefSeq, a predicted model, not a curated record
AUGGAUGUUGGCUUUUGGCAUAGUUUGACAAGCCGCUAUCACGAGAGACUCAGCACCUAUCUCGCGGGGAAAGUGGCUAUUGUCACAGGAGCGAGUAGAGGAAUCGGUUAUGCAAUUGCGUUGCAUCUUGCCAAACGCGGUGCAGGGAUUUUGGCCACAUCUACCAGUGCCAGCAAGCACAUCGAUGAAUUGCGUGGCGAGAUCGAGUCUGUCUACGUGCACUUGAACAGUCUGCCUCCAAAGAUCGCUCAUCAAGUUGUCUCCUUGGAAGAUCCGGAAGCACACGUCAAGGUGGCUGACGCAAUCAAGAGAGAAUUUGGCGGCAACUUGGACAUCCUUAUCAACAAUGCCGCGAUAACAGACCGCACCUUUCCUGGCGAGCUUGAGGCAGCGACACUGGACAAAUUGUUGACCUGCAACAUUCGGACCCCGGCACUGGUGGUAGAUGAGUUGGUCAAGAGACGUAGCGCCGAGAGCGUCAACUGCGAGCCUGACGUUGCCAUAUACGCCUCGACCAAAGCAGCCAACGAGGCUAUGGCUCGCACAUAUGCCAAUGCCUUUGGUGGAAAAAACGCCGCCUUCGACUUCAUGGCUGGCACAACCGCCAAUAGCGUGCUCACAGGUUUGACAGAGACGGGAGGAGCCCAGCAGUAUGGACAACAGGUGUGGCAAGAAUUGCAAGAUUUUUGGGUGGGAAAGCAAGUGAUACCACGCCUGGGCAAGCCCGAGGAUGUGGCCGACGUGGUGGGAUUUCUAUGCAGUAGAGAAGGUAGAUGGGUCACUGGAAGCAAGAUCAGCGCGAAUGGAGGAAGUAUCGCGGUUAUCUAG